Messenger RNA from Tarenaya hassleriana, 652 nucleotides. Its product is annotated as heat shock factor-binding protein 1-like. Gene Ontology annotation, molecular function: transcription corepressor activity. Gene Ontology annotation, cellular component: cytosol; nucleus. Gene Ontology annotation, biological process: cellular heat acclimation. The coding region runs from base 149 to 418 and encodes 89 amino acids. The record is from RefSeq and is a predicted model, not a curated record. The transcript is spliced from 5 exons. Lineage: Eukaryota; Viridiplantae; Streptophyta; Magnoliopsida; Brassicales; Cleomaceae.
CAAAGGCAACAGAAACCGCCCGGAAAAAAAGGAAAGAGGCAAAGAGAAAUUUAAUUACAAGGCAUAUUUGGAAUCGCUCCAUCUUUUUCGAUCUUCGCCUUCGCAGACGCCGGGAAGCGCCGAAUCCGAUCUCCACUUCGGAGGAACCAUGGAUGGACAUGAUUCACAGGAUUCGAAGCAGAGUAGUGCAGACAUGACUGUUUUUGUGCAAAAUCUUCUUCAGCAGAUGCAAUCUAGGUUCCAAACGAUGUCCGACACCAUCGUCACGAAGAUUGAUGAGAUGGGAAACCGUGUAAACGAGCUGGAACAGAGCAUCAACGAGCUAAAAGCCGAGAUGGGAGUGGAUGGCUCACCCUCCCCUCUGCCCCCUUCCAAGCUGAACUCUGACGAAGAGAAAAAAGAGGAUGGCUCAGCCUAGGACGAUCUCCAACACUUAUGGAGCACUUGUGUUACUCAACUCUCUCUUUUUAUCAUCCGUGUUGUCCAAGAAAACUUAGAGAGUUUGGAACUGUCUUGUCGUUGUUCUUGCCCGAACCUACGUAUCAGGUGUCCGUAUUAUAUCUUUUCUUGUUGUUCUAACAGAGUCUGUGACCAAGAAAUCCUGCUGUAUCGUGUGCCAUUAUGGCAUUUCUAUCGUCAAAGCUUUGCUCAA